UAUACGAAAGACCUUUGCCAUUGAUACUACCCAAAAAUACAUCCCAAAUCCUGGUCUUCUCAUAUCUCAAGACCGACCGCGUUGCAUUGGACGACGUUGCCGGACACAAUAAUGGUAUCGCAGGGGCUACCCCUCAAUCACCAGCCGAACUACCAUGCAGAGCGAAAAGACGAUAUACAGUUGGACGAUCUGCAAUCCGGACACUCUCCAAAUUUCCAAAAUGUACCAGACAAUGAGAAGGAGGAAGAAUAUGACGACAACGAUGAAGACGACAAAUCCAGUGUGCAGGAUUGGGAACUAUUCACACCUGACGAAGAGAAAUCCCUACUCAGGAAGUUGGACACCCGUUUGGUUCUGUUCUUGGCCCUUCUAUACAUGCUGUCGUUUUUGGAUCGAUCAAACAUCGGCAAUGCUAGAGUUGCAGGCAUGUCGAAAAGUCUGAGACUUAGCCCAACCCAGUUUGAAUGGCUGCUUACUGGAUUUUACAUUUCUUACAUCUGUUUCGAAUGGAUGACUUUGUUGUACAAAGUCUUCCCACCACACGCAUAUAUCUCGAUAUGCGUCCUAGCCUGGGGUUGCCUUGCCUCCUUACAAAGUGUAAGCCCGGGAUUUGGAACACUCUUGAUCUUGAGAAUAUUGCUCGGAGUCUCUGAAGCCGCAUUUGGCCCAGGAGUGCCCUUCUAUUUGUCUUUCUUCUACAAAAGAAACGAGCUCGCUUUCCGUACUGGACUGUUCAUUUCAGCAGCACCCCUAGCCAGCAGUUUUGCGAGCACUUUGGCCUUUGCCAUUGUCAAACUCGGUAACCAUACCGUGAUUGACAGUUGGCGGUUAUUGUUCAUCAUUGAAGGGUUUCCAAGUAUACUGGUAGCUGUAUGGGCUUGGUAUAUCAUUCCAGACUCGCCUUCGACUUCUCCAUGGCUCUCGACCAGAGAACGGGAAAUAGCGACACUGCGUUUGCGGAAACAAGAGAGCACUUCUCAAACUCAAGUUUCGGGAAUUGGUCGAAAGAAAAGAUUUGACUGGUCUGCAGUACGCAGAACUCUAUGCGAUCCGAAGAGCUACAUGACUGCGGGCUGCUUCUUCUCACUCAAUGUUGCUUUCUCCUCAAUGCCGGUUUUUGCUCCAAUAAUCAUUCAGAACAUGGGUUACUCGGCCGUCCAAGCACAAGGCUUAGCUGCACCACCACACCUAUUCGCCUUUGUUGUUGUCCUUGUCACCUCAAUCGUCUCUGACCGGUCGCAGUCUCGUUCGAUACCAAUCAUCAUACAUGCACUGUUGGCGAUGGUUGGUUACAUGUUGCUCGCUCUUGCACCCAAGAUGCAUCUGUCAACCACAGCGCAGUACUUGUGUACGUUUCCCAUCACUGCGGGCUUCUUCAGUGCCGUAACGACUGUCAUUGUCUGGACCGUCAACAACCAACAAAGCGAGGAGGGACGUGGCAGCAACGUCGCACUUCUGAACAUUAUUGGUCAGCUUGGUCCUCUUGUCGGGACACGACUUUACCCAGACUCUGAUGCUCCGAGUUAUACGAGAGGACAUGCUAUAUGUGCUGGGUUCAUGGCGUUGGUGGCUUUGUUGGCUACAGUUCUGAGGGUUGUUCUCACCAGGGCAAACGCUGCCUCACGUGCAGCCCGAGUUAUAACGCAAGAUGGUGCUCAUAGACCACUUGUUGCUAGUUCUGCUUCUACAGCGGGCGAUUUCGAGUACAUUCUGUAGUGUCUGCGAACCAAAUGACGUCGGUCACCACAAGUCGUCCAUUUUGGUGUGUGAGGUUUCAACUGCCGUUCGGCGCCUGUAGACAAAGUCUAAAAAAGAGACACGGGUGAUCGACGAGUGAUCCCGGGAGCCAACAAGUGAGGAUCGAGCCAGAUGCGUUACCGAGAAGCAACAAGAUCAGAGAGUCGACCGCCUCAUCGUUUUGCAAUGCAGACCAAUUUUCUCGUCACAAACCCCAAGCCAUCACAGUACCAUAGCUCUGGGACAGUCAAGGUACGAAUAUCUCGGCGCGUGAAGUUCGCUAGGAAAGCAGUAUUGGAUCCAGAGACAUUUUUGUCUAGAUUUAGCAGUUGUGUGUGUUUGAGUCAGAUCCAUGUCCGAGA
Molecule: messenger RNA, 2099 nt
Organism: Aureobasidium pullulans EXF-150
Lineage: Eukaryota; Fungi; Ascomycota; Dothideomycetes; Dothideales; Saccotheciaceae
Product: MFS general substrate transporter
Exons: 4
Coding region: 112-1716 (534 amino acids)
Biological process (GO): transmembrane transport
Cellular component (GO): membrane
Molecular function (GO): transmembrane transporter activity
Source: RefSeq, a predicted model, not a curated record